GUCCUCACACCCGCUCAUUUGGCAUGCGGGUCCCCAUGGGCAGAUGCCAACGUGUCUUUAUGGGGUGUGACUUUUUGAGUGCCAGAGAAUAAGCAGGGCCUUUCUCCUCCCAGUUAUUUAAUUCCCGCUCAUCCUGUUCUCAAACCCAAUUCCCCUGUUUCUCUUCCCCAUUUGAUCCUGCGAUCUCGCCUCCAGUUGGACGAAAAAAAGAGAGAGGAGCCUGAUCGACCAUGAGUAUAUCAAGAUCAAGUCGGGAGACAUUUCAAGAUCUUGAGUUAAGGCUUGGGCCUGCCUAUCUAUCUAAAGGAGGCAUAUUGGCUGCUAAUGGCUUAAGGGGUUACCCCAACUUCAUAAUGAUCGAGGAUGAUGAUGAUGAUGUGCAAAUAUGUGCUGCUGCCUCUUUAGGAGAGACAUUUAGGGUUUUACCUUAUUCAAGUCCAUGGGCAUCUGCAAUUAGAGAAGAGGACUUAGAACUUCGUCUUGGAAUUGGAGCCUCUAAUGGGUAUUCUGGGAAUUCAAAUGGUGGGGCUAAUACAAUAGAAGAUAGAUCCAGAAACCCCAAUGCUUGGAAAUCCAGCAAGGCAUCAAGUAGCCACCACAUGUCUGACUCUGUAGAGGUGAAACUGAGAUGUGCUAUUUGUAUGGAUACUAUGAAAGAGGAGACAUCGACAACUUGUGGCCAUGUAUUUUGCAAACCCUGCAUUACUGAUGCCAUCAGAGUGCAGAAGAGAUGCCCAGCAUGCCGGGAGAAACUUUCCAUCAGCAAUAUUCACCGCAUAUAUCUCCCUGGAGUGACUUCUUAGCAACUGAGUUUAUAGUCUCAUUCAACCUAUUCUCUGCCCUCAUUUGAUCCUCUGAUCAUUUUACAGUCAGCCACAUUUAAGAGGGGGAAGGAUGGGCUAUGAUACCCCUUGAUCAUAUUAUAAAAGUUUCUGAUGCAUAAAGGGCUGUAUCAGUGAUUUCGAGAUCUAAUUAUGUGAUUUAUUGUGGAUGAGAAAGUUUUUGCAGAUUAUGUAGCUGUGCUUCGUUUAAAUUGAACAAGUAUAUACCAUGAUCAUUGAAUUGACUCAGCUGUCUUUAGUCUGGCAUAAUGAAAUUACAUAUCCUGGUGUUCCACAUUUCCAUCACCAUUGCAUCAUCUAUCCUAUUUCCCAGAAUAUCUAGAUCUUUUCUUUGCAGCAUGGAAUGGAAUAUGAGCUAAAUGGCUGUGGAAAUGUAUCUGAUUGCUGUCUGGUCAAGAGAGGUUGGACGCUUUUAACCAUCAAUCUAUUGGCUCAAUAAUUG
Molecule: messenger RNA, 1284 nt
Organism: Elaeis guineensis (African oil palm)
Lineage: Eukaryota; Viridiplantae; Streptophyta; Magnoliopsida; Arecales; Arecaceae
Source: RefSeq, a predicted model, not a curated record